This is a messenger RNA of Talaromyces atroroseus, 1932 nucleotides long. RefSeq lists its product as hypothetical. Gene Ontology annotation, cellular component: plasma membrane. The transcript has a single exon. Gene Ontology annotation, biological process: copper ion import; intracellular iron ion homeostasis; iron ion transport. NCBI's taxonomy places the organism in Eukaryota, Fungi, Ascomycota, Eurotiomycetes, Eurotiales, Trichocomaceae. The coding region runs from base 1 to 1932 and encodes 643 amino acids. Gene Ontology annotation, molecular function: ferric-chelate reductase activity. The record is from RefSeq and is a predicted model, not a curated record.
AUGAGUUCCUCAUCCUCGGGCCCUCAGGCCCAUGGCAACACCGUGAACUAUACCUACAUCUAUGAAUACUCGAGAGGAUUAAGCGGUGUGGAUGUUACUCGCGAUGAACUCGUUACACGAAUUAUCUGCGGCACUUUAGGCCUUGUUGCAGUAACGGUGUUCUUGUGUCGAAUGGCUGAAUUCGGCAAUGCAUACAUUCGCCAAAUAAGCUGCCUCUCGGGCACGGCACGGCAGCAACGCUUUUGGAGUAUGGAAACAUCUAGACUGUGGUCACUUAUCAGGAAACAUGUGGUUUAUUCUCCUUUGUUUAGGAAGCGACAUCACCGGGAAUUUCAGCUGUCGUCUGCCCUUAACAUGGGUGUUUUACCAUCUCGGUUCCAUACAGUUCUUCUUGCAAUCUACAUUCUCAGUCAACUUGCUUAUUGCGCCUUACUCGAUUACGCCGCUAAUGAGAAAUCAGCACUGGUUGCAGAGCUCCGGGGGCGUUCAGGAACUUUGGCAGUGCUGAAUAUGAUACCCCUGUUUUUGUUCGCGGGACGCAACAACAUCCUUAUCUGGCUUCUUGGAGUCAGCUUCGACACAUAUAAUCUGUUCCACCGAUGGCUUGGUCGGAUUGUCGUGCUUGAAGCCAUUGUACAUACAACGGCAUGGUUCGUGAAUGCUUGCGACGAACGGGGCUUUUCCGACGCCAUCAGUCGAAUACGAGACACGCCCUUUUUUGGUUGGGGUGCUGUUGGCGUGGUUGCCUUGGCUUUUCUCAUAACUCACUCUCCAUCUCCUAUACGACACGCAUUUUAUGAAACAUUCCUGCAUUUGCAUCAAUUUGCGGCUCUGCUAGCAGUGAUUGGCAUCUACCUUCAUUUGAAAAUAGAUUCUUUACCUCAACGUUCGUGGAUCUAUCUUGUCAUAGGCUUUUGGUUUUGUGAAAGGAGCAUGAGAUGGCUUCGUCGGUUCUCGCUCAAUUUCAAUUUUCGAGGCGGUGGCAGUAGCACAAUGGUCGUUGUCAAGGCGCUUCCCGGAGAAGCCUGCCGCGUAACAUUUCAUCUUCCACAUCGAGUGCAAGUCAAAGCCGGUAGCCACGUCUAUGCAUUUUUCCCAACCAUAGCCUGGUGGAUGUCACAUCCUUUUUCUGUUGCAUGGGUUGAUCCUAGCACCUGCGUUACGCCGCCCAGUCAUCCUCCAAAUAUGUGGAUGGGCGAAGCAUACGAUUAUUAUGACAAGAAGGAACUGAUUAAUACGAACCUCAGCCCUUCAAGCUUGGAAAAGCAAGAUUUCAUGUUUGACGAAAAGAAUUAUCACCGCAGUUAUGAAGCCGCCAGGAAACAGCGGACAUCAUUAUCCCUCAUCAUCUCAGCAAGAUCCGGCAUGACACGCAAGCUAUACAAUAAAGCCAUGGCAUGUCCCAGCCAGACCCUAAGAACACGCGGUUUUAUCGAAGGUCCAUACAAUUCCGGCACAUGCUCAAUGGGCAGCUACGGCACUGUGGUUUUAUUCUCCGGCGGCGCCGGUAUAACUCAUCACAUGCUCCACGUUCGUGAUCUCCUAAUGCGCGCCGACGAAGGAUGCGUGGCUACACAGUGUAUCUAUUUGAUAUGGUCUAUUCGGUCCGCAGAGGCACUUAACUGGGUUCGCGAAUGGAUGGACUCGAUUCUACGACUCCCAAAUCGCAGGCAGAUUUUGACUAUCAAGCUCUUCAUCUCCAAACCCAAAACACAACAUGAAAUCAAAAGUCCCAGUGAAACCCUGCAAAUGUUUCCCGGCCGCUGCCGACCAAGUGUCGUUCUUGAGGAGGCACUGCUUAGAAGAAUAGGCGCAACAAUUGUCUCCGUGUGUGGCCCUGGAGCAUUUGCAGAUGAAGUGCGAGUCGCGACGAGGGAAAACAUAGGGCGUGGAAUGAGUCUGGAUUUUGUGGAAGAGUCCUUUACUUGGUGA